GUCUCUUUUUGUGCUUCAGUGCGUAUUUGGCUGUUAUUGUGUACGAACAUAUUUCGUGCUGAAGUUAAUUUUUCAAUCUGAAGUGAUGUGUACAGUUCAGCAUUUUAUUGCAUUUUAGACCAAGAAAUUACUUGUUUCAUUUGCUUAAAUAAUUUAAACCGAUUUUUUUUUCACUUUCCUAUUCGCUCAUCAAAGAUUUAAAAUCAUUUGUGUACGAAAAGUGUUCAUAUUUACGAAGCCAUACACCAAAUUCCACAGUCAUAAGUGUGAUAAUUUUCACUGCCAGCUCAGCUGUCGCUUUCAAGUGAUAAUAAUUAGUAACUACUCACCAGAUAUUUAAAUAGGAGUCAUAACAAACAUGCAAAAUGUUCCAUUUUUGAACUAAUUUCAUUUGCAAAAGAAGCAAAUAUUUCGAAAAAAAAACGAACUCUCAUUGUUGAUCAGUCAUUUUCGAGACGUUUUCAAAGAGCUGAAUCUCAAAGGCUUCAAUCGCUCAAUCAUUUCAAGAAAAAAAAACUCUCAAAAAUCGUAUCAUUAAAAUGGUGACUUUUUGCGAACUAAUGAAUAACCAACCGCCGAUUGAUGUGGAGACUGAAUGCCAGGAAUUCAAUAAUAGCAUUGUAAGUGUGCGCAACAUACUAAUCAAAAGUGCUACGGCCGUUAAUACGUACAAACAUUUAUUUCCACGCAAAAUUUGUGAGCGUAACGAAUUUUUACGACAAUCUCAAGAAUUGAGUGUUAUAUCACCGAAUACACCUGAAAUCGAAUUGCAGCAAAAAUUAUUUUGUGAUAGUGCGACUAGCAUUUGGUUACACAUUAAUGAAGAGUGCAGCAAUAUUUUGGGUCCAAUUAAAAAUGCCACUGAUUUGAUAAACAAUGCACAACACUUUCUCCUUGAAAAUCGAUUGGGCAAAUGGAAACGUGAUCAAGUUUUAGCUGGGUAUGGCGAUUCAGGAGCGAAAUCAUCAAAUCUGCACGACAAUAAUCCACAUCUCAAAACUGCGUUGGAUGAAAUUCAAGCACAGUUUGAGGAUUUGUUCGAAUGUGUUUGGACUACACGUAUAUUGUUAAAGGCCAUUCAAGAUUGUCAUGAUCAAUGGCAAUGCAGCGACCCUCUUGAGGCGAAAUUAGCUAGUGAUAUCACAAUUAUUCAACAAAAAUUGAUUUGCUCAAGCUUUGUGGUCGAAGAACAACCGCAGGUCAUUCAUUUCGAUGCAAAAUUUCAGGCCACUGUACGUCUACUUUUGCCGAAAUUUGUUACAGUCGAUCCCAAUAUAUCAUCUGUAUCUGCCUGUCUUCUAUCGGCAACUCAAGUUCAACGACAACAGGAACAAUGGGCACCAUUAAAUGAGAAUUCGGGUGGAAUCGCGAUGAAGAUGAAUUUCGGUUUUAGCAUAUUACAACAAAACCGUUUAAUAUGCGAUUUAAGGCAUAUGAAGCUGAAGAAUAUUGACCGACCUCCAAAGGGGGCCAAUGAAAGUGUGAUGGAUGAGAAAUUUGCUAUAUUAUUUGAAUGCAAACUACUAAUCAAAAACACUCCAUUUAAUAUAUGGACCACGUCACUUCCAGUUACAGUCGCAACGAAUGUAAGUCAAGAUU
Messenger RNA from Sitodiplosis mosellana (orange wheat blossom midge), 1599 nucleotides. Its product is annotated as signal transducer and activator of transcription 5A-like. Gene Ontology annotation, molecular function: DNA-binding transcription factor activity, RNA polymerase II-specific; RNA polymerase II cis-regulatory region sequence-specific DNA binding. NCBI's taxonomy places the organism in Eukaryota, Metazoa, Arthropoda, Insecta, Diptera, Cecidomyiidae. The record is from RefSeq and is a predicted model, not a curated record. Gene Ontology annotation, biological process: defense response; regulation of cell population proliferation; regulation of transcription by RNA polymerase II.